AUGAGUCGUCAACGCCCCCGUUUGAGAAACGGGGUCGAUAUCCAGCUUCAAUCUGCUUUUCAGGAUGGCAACUGGUCUGUGGCUAUGAGACUGGCCUCUCAACGAGCGCGCACUUUCAACGACCAGUACUUUGAUAUUGUAAAAGUAUGCGCCGAGAGCCAGUUGGACGACCCUAACGCCAAGUUUGCCGCCGUUGCAGCUGUGGACAAGUUUGUCAGGGAUGGGACGGUGGUAAAGGAUGUGGAUGGCAUUGACUUGUUGGAGUGGGCGACAUUAGACCUGAUUCCAGAAGAUGCAUUUCCAGAGACGAUUGGGCCAUUGAGGGUAAGGGCUGUCAAAGCGGCGCCCAAGGAUAAAAUUGCGGCCACGAGGUGUUUGCAGUCGUGUCUGUUGCAUUGGGACUUGGUUAGCGCUCAGCAAAUUGCGGCCAUUAUCGAUAGAUCAUUUUCCCAAGAGAGGGACUUUAUGUUUUGGAACAUUGUUAUCACUCACAUGCUAGCUACGAGCAGUCAAUCUCCCCCGGAGAAAAAAAAGUUGUAUGGAAUGCUCGCACAAAGGCAAAUACAGCGUGCGGCUCAACUCGCUGAACAGGCGCAUGCAUCUGAGUCAAAAGAAGCGCCCGCGCGAGGCAUUAAAACCGAGGAGGAGAUUCUACUGUUGUACGAUAUUGUUGAAACGCACGGAACGGCGGACGAUGUGAAAACGCUCAUUGAAAGCCCUUUAUUUUCUCCCAUUGCCCAAUUUCGACUUGGAAGAAAGGAGCUUUUCCAGCGAACGGCAGCAAAUUACCGCAAGCAACAAGAUUGGGAGGCACUGUGCAAUCUUUGCGAAUCAUGCUUGUCACACACAGACGAGAAUGGGGAGUUGUCGCUAUUGGCCUGUGACUGGCUGGUGUGGAAGAACUUUAUUGAAGGCGCAUCUUAUCUUAAGAGCUGCAACACAGAAAUCGUGGAACGGUUAAAAAGCUUGUUGCUUAGGCUGGCGCGGUCCAGUGGUCUGAAACCUAUUUACAAGCGAAAUAUACUUUUGGCUCGUGUUUCCAGCGCUUUCAAGCUACAAACGCAUGACGAUGACGACAUGAAAGAUGAUCAACCCUUUUCGCUACGAUUGAGGGAGUUGCUCAACUAUAUCCAGGAUCAGAAGUCAAGCGCUGCGUGCUUUGACGAUGUUAAGGAGUUCUUGGAGCAGCUGGACAUCUCGGGCCUGAAGCACGUUGCGUACACUUACGUCGCUCAGUUGAUACAAUCUGUUGACGACCCCAUAAAGCGCGCCAGGGUUAGUCUGCUCUCUCUGAAGACACAGUACUUGCUUUCAACUUGUCCAAUUGGACGAGUGCCAAUCGCCGGGGAGAAACCCAGUUCAAAAUGCUUGGUUUGCAAUGCCAAGUUUGAGUCAGAGUCGUGUCCGACCUGCUUGACAAAGAUAUCCGAGGAGGCGUUAGCCGCAUAUAAGUCCGCAAGUAAAGACUUUGGCGAGAAUCCUGUCAUCCAGAACGAAAUUUUGCCUGAACUCUCCGUUGCCGUUGCAUUUUGUAAUGUCAAAUUGACUUUUCGUAGUCGACCUGGGUACAUUCCCUCAUCCCCACCUGUUUCUCAGCAUCUCUUGCGGGCGCUGUUCAUUCUCGAGCACCAAGCUUUUCUCACGCCCAAACACAGCCAGAUUUCUCUUCUACUGGUGCAGCUACACCUUCUCCUGGGGUCGGCGCACAGGUCCCGCGAAGCCUGGCAUGGUCUGGCGGUAAAGAGAACCAUUGUGGACUCGCUUGCGCCCAUAUUUUAUGAUCGCUUAUCGACUGUAUCGCCAAUUAUUUUAGACUCAUCCGAUAGCUGGGGCUGGGAGCUUGUUGAGACCCUGAGGUCUCAUUAUGUCAAUUCGCUGAAGCUAAAGAUGCCAAGGCGGCUAAUUGAUGCGUUCGAAGAAGCUAGCUAUGGGAGCAUCAUUGACAUGCCCAAAUACAUUGAGAACCUGAGAUCUGGUUGUACGAGGGCUAUGAGUCUGGUUGAGGAGGUUCGAGCAGAUAGACUGCUUGGCGAGCCCUGUGGCGAGUUUUUGAACGAUGCUCGGUUUUACGAAGUCCCUGAUGACCUGGUACUGAGAAAUGUUGUUGACCACGGAUCAUUUCCGUCGUGGGACUGUUACUCAUCGCGACCGGUUUACGAGCGACUCCGUCUUGGCCCCGGCCCUUCUAAUACUCGAUGUCACCUGGCACUCCUCGCCGAAGCCUUUCAGGAUAUCCUGUCAUACCGGCCUCCAACAGUCUACAAGGCUACCGCAGCGGUAAUGGGCAUCGACAAUACCUUUGUCAUUGAAAUGAUGUGCCGAAUUGGCAAUUCCAUGUCGAAAUUUGUGCACAAGGCGUCGGGCAAUUGCACCUCAAGCGAGAUGCUUUACUACGAGGCUGUCAAUGUGCUGGCCACAUUGAUUCCGCUGUGCGUAGGCAUCGACAAGUCAGCACCGCUUUCAGACAUCUUCAGCCAAAUCACCGAGGCUGUCAAGGCGGCGAUAACAACGCAGCUCGACGAGCUGCCCAAGCUUGACGGCACUGUCGCACAGACUGUAUCAGCGCUGCGGUCGUUCCACGAGGUAACAAUGCUUCGCGACACCGCCAUGGCUGCCAAGUUGACUGCGCAAUGGAUUUUGUCGUUUAACGAGCGAGAAAAGGAACGCGAUCGAUCAGGGAGCAGCAAUUUGCCGAAAGAAGUAGUAUCGCAAGUCAAGGGACUGCAAGCUGCUGCAGAGGCAGGCUUGAAGGAUGGCAAGUCGCUGAUUGCUCAAUUGAAGCAGGAGGUGGGCACCGGAAGCGAAUUUGUUGGAAAAUUACGGCCUUGGGUAUUCGAAGACGGCGCCGGGGAAUUGAAUGACUUGGUGGAGGACGGCACUUUGAAGGAAGUAGUUGAGAGCUGGAGACAAAAUCUUGCCGGUUGGGGCCAGGUAAAAUGGACAUGA
Metarhizium brunneum ARSEF 3297 is the source of this 2946-nucleotide messenger RNA. RefSeq lists its product as uncharacterized. NCBI's taxonomy places the organism in Eukaryota, Fungi, Ascomycota, Sordariomycetes, Hypocreales, Clavicipitaceae. The record is from RefSeq and is a predicted model, not a curated record.